Messenger RNA from Paraphaeosphaeria sporulosa, 631 nucleotides. RefSeq lists its product as uncharacterized. The coding region runs from base 183 to 527 and encodes 114 amino acids. The record is from RefSeq and is a predicted model, not a curated record. Lineage: Eukaryota; Fungi; Ascomycota; Dothideomycetes; Pleosporales; Didymosphaeriaceae. The transcript is spliced from 2 exons.
UCGUGAUUGGCACCUUUGUGUCAUCUCUCGCCUUCUCUAGGGUCUGUCGCAGCCUCGGAAGAGCUGCAGCUGGCACGGGCGCAGAGGAUACGCUCUCCGACUGCGGGAAGGUGCCAUGCUGGACGGAGUGGAGGAGGGCCUCCCCAAGCUCCUGGUCAGAGACUGGCGCAGACAUUGGAGCUAUGGGCGUCCGAGCAUGUCGGUUCCAGGAAGAAUAUCUCGGCCAACGGAGGCGUCGACGUGUUUUGUGUCUACGCCAUGGUGAUUCGUGGCGUGUACCCUGCCUGCAAACCAAGUGGGCCGUGCGAGAGCCCUACCAAACCCCGCCACCCCGCCAUCGUCGAGAGCAGAGCAGAGCUGUUCGUCGGGAGAAACCAAUACGACGCUCCUCUCCAAGCCCAAUCAGGUUGCGUUCUUCCUUCACUUGCCAUCGUGCCCCCUUGCCAAUCAUAUCCGCCCAGCACACCGCCUCCGUCUGCGCAGUGCGCUGUUACGGGUUUGGCACCUUGGGGAACGUACACUUAUAGUCCGCACGUUCAUACCCACGACCGGGGCUGCAUCUUGGGAGGCCUUCUCUGCUUUUAGGCAACGUCACUAACUGCCCUGCAUCGUACAAAGAAGCUUGGGCGCC